Molecule: messenger RNA, 3239 nt
Organism: Amaranthus tricolor (Joseph's coat)
Lineage: Eukaryota; Viridiplantae; Streptophyta; Magnoliopsida; Caryophyllales; Amaranthaceae
Product: BEL1-like homeodomain protein 4
Exons: 4
Coding region: 886-2778 (630 amino acids)
Biological process (GO): regulation of transcription by RNA polymerase II
Molecular function (GO): DNA-binding transcription factor activity, RNA polymerase II-specific; RNA polymerase II cis-regulatory region sequence-specific DNA binding
Source: RefSeq, a predicted model, not a curated record
CAAGAAGUAGAUUGCAAAAGUAGCACACUUAACUGCAAAGAGAACCACAUAGAAAAAGCAUAACCCAAACCCAAAAAUCAUAAGCAAAAGAAAAACCAAAAGAUGAGGUUGAUAGAGAAAGAUUGAUAUAGACCAUAUUAGAGACAAGAGACAAGAGACAAUUAUAUUGAAAGAGAAGCUAGCUUGCUUAACAAAAGGAUUUUUCCUGCAGAUUCAAUUUUGCAAAAAGCUGUCUAUAUUCCUCUUAUUAUUCUGAAAGGUAUGGAAAUUAUACCAGAAAAAGAUAUUCAUAUGUUAUUGUUAUAAACUAAAAAUAAUCCCUCAUUUUCUUUUCUUUUGGGUACUUGUUGAUUGAAAUUGUUAGAAUAUAUAUAUAUUAUGGGCUUUAACCAUCGGCUUAACUUUUGAUUGAAUUGGUUCAUUAACAUGGUCUCAGAGCCAGCGUGAUAAGAGUUUACGGGGUUCGAAUCUCAACCACCUUUCAUGUAAUGUAGAAUACUUAGCGUCAGACAUAUGAGAAGGAUACGUGUUGCAUCCACAAUUCUUGCCUAAAAGGCUUUUGUGUGAGAGACGUAUUAAAGUUAUAACAUAUACUGAGGUCUCAACUAUCAGUUUAAGUUUUUGAUUAAAUUGCUUUGCUGACAGAAAUAAUUAAGGGCUAUUUUUUUAAUAAUAUUUGUGAGCUGACUCUUGUGGCAAUUCUAAUGGCUGUAUUUCAUCAUGUAAUGAUCUUUGGCAAAGUUAUAAAUAGAUUGUUGCUAAGGCUAGCUUUUACUGCAAUUGCAGAUGAUGAUGAAGUUAAGGAUGAUGAUGGUUAUAUGGGAAUUAAAGUAGCAAAACCAAUCACAUUAAUCAUUAAUUAAUGUCAAUAAUUGUGAAAUUUCUAUGUCCCAAGAAUAUCACCAUCAAAAUCACCAGCAAGCAGCAGAUUCAAAUAUCUUUAGCUUCCCAAAUGGGUUUGACAGAUCUGCUGCGGCUUUAAAGCCGCGGCAGACUGACCAGACCACCGCGGCUCCUACGUCUGAAGACGGACGAGUACUCCAUCCCGUGUACGAAACUUCCGGGAUGUUGUCGGAAAUGUUUAGCUUUUCACAUGGGUAUCAGCCGGUUACAAACCCAGAUAUGUUGGAUUACCGGCGUGCUGUCGGUGGUCUGGGUCCGUGUCCGGGCCCGGAUCGGGGUCCUGUGUCUGGGCAUAAUUAUGAUCAUAUAGGUGGAAUAAAUACUGCAGCCAUGCAACUUGAACACCCAAGAUCACCAUCUUCACAACCACUAGAAGUGUUCCCACAUAUUUGGAACACAACACAUAUUGAUAAUAAUCAAGCAGCUGAAUCAAGUGGACAAGGUUUAUCAUUAUCAUCUUCAUUGAAACAUCUAGAACUUUCUAAAGUUGAGGAAUUUAGAAAUAUUUCUGGUUCAAAUAGUGAGACAAAUGAUAUUAUGUUUUUCAAUAAGAACCAGCAAGGUAAUGCUACAGGAAUAGGUCCUUCAUUUCAAGGUGGGCAUUUCUUCAAGAAUCUAGCUCCGUGUCCGGAUCCGGGUCCGGAUCCAAUUCAAAUCAUAAGUUGGUUUGGAGGUCCGAGUAGUGCUCAAUUUCAUGUUGGAUAUGGAUCGGCGUCCACUUCAUCUUUGGGAGUAGCCAAUGUGUUGAGAAAUUCUAAGUAUGCUAAGCCUGCUCAAGAAUUACUAAAAGAGUUUUGUAGUGUUGGAAGGAGUCAAAUGAAAAAGCCUAAUUUAGUGAGGCAAGAUUCUUCAAACCAAAACCCGACUUCGAGUGGCGGUGGCGGUGGCAGUGGUGGUGGUGGAUCUAUGUCGUUGACAAAAGAUCCACCACAAUUAACACCAGCUGAUAGGAUUGAACAUCAAAGGAGGAAGGUCAAACUUUUAGCAAUGUUGGAUGAGGUGGAUAGAAGGUACAACCAUUACUCCAAGCAAAUGCAUAUGGUAGUAAACUCAAUGGAAGUAAUAAUGGGUUACGGAGCAUCAAUUCCAUACACAUUGUUAGCUCAAAAGGCGAUGUCUAGACAUUUUAGAUGUUUAAAGGAAGCAAUACAAGUGCAGCUAAAACACAGUUGUGAAAUGCUUGGAGAAAAAGAUCCAACAAGUUCAGGAAUAACAAAGAGUGAAACACCAAGGUUGAAGAUUCUAGAACAAAGUUUAAGACAACAAAGAGCAAUUCAUCAAAUGGGAAUGAUUGAUGAAGAAGGUUGGAGACCUCAAAGAGGAUUGCCUGAGAGAUCUGUUGGAAUUUUAAGGGCAUGGCUCUUUGAACAUUUCCUUCAUCCGUAUCCAAGCGACGCUGAUAAACAUCUGUUAGCUCGACAAACUGGUUUAUCAAGAAGUCAGGUAUCAAAUUGGUUCAUAAAUGCAAGAGUAAGAUUAUGGAAACCCAUGAUUGAAGAGAUGUACCAACAAGAGUCAAAAGAAAUUGAAGAAGAAACAGAAAAGGAAAGAAACCAGCAAACAACACAGAAUCACUUGUCUUCCUCCUCUUCAGAACCCAAAACAUCAUCAACUCAUCAUAAUACAAUGUUGGCCCCACACCCAUUACCAGAACCACCUCCUUAUACGGCUGUUCAGCUUCCUAGUGUGUCCCAAUAUUUGGGAGACACUUGCCAUCACUUUGAUGGGGCUCAAAAUAUGGGUCCCACUACUGUGAUUAGCUUUGGUAAUGCUUCUGGUGACGUGUCACUCACCUUAGGGCUUCGUCAUUCUAGCAAUGUUUCAGAGAAAGCCACUGGUUUUUCUGUUGGAAGAGUUCGAAUACAUGUAGUGUAACAACUUCAUCACUAUUAUUGUUAUUGUUAAUGAAGGUUAGAUUUUUAUUUUUAUUAUUGUUUGCCUUUUGGUAUAAAAACAUAAUAUUAUGUCUUCCUAGUUUAUUAAACAAAGAGAAAAAGGAAUGAAAAGAAUAUAGUAGUAGUAGUACUAAGCUAGUUAGCUAAUUAGCUAGGUUGGUUUGUUUCAUAAUUUUUUCUUAUUUCAUCAAUUUUUUCCUUUUUUUGCUGAAAAUUGUAUAGUAGAGCAAGUUCUUUUUUUUGUUAUAUUUUGAAGCAGUGUCAAGUAGGAGUGUAAGUAAUUUGGUGAAAAAUCGAAUACCAAAUCAAACCAAAUCAAAUAAGUAAUUUGGUUUGAAUAUAUUUUAAAUUUGUUUUGGUUUGGACUGAACUUUAAUUAUAAUUCGGUUUUCGGUUUGGACGCGGUCUAGGGUCCAACAAAACCAAAGAACUGAAAAAAUC